Messenger RNA from Colletotrichum chrysophilum, 1470 nucleotides. RefSeq lists its product as uncharacterized. Gene Ontology annotation, cellular component: nucleus. Gene Ontology annotation, biological process: regulation of DNA-templated transcription. The transcript has a single exon. Gene Ontology annotation, molecular function: zinc ion binding; DNA-binding transcription factor activity, RNA polymerase II-specific. The record is from RefSeq and is a predicted model, not a curated record. NCBI's taxonomy places the organism in Eukaryota, Fungi, Ascomycota, Sordariomycetes, Glomerellales, Glomerellaceae. The coding region runs from base 1 to 1470 and encodes 489 amino acids.
AUGGCGCGCAUUUCCAAGCAAAAAGCAUGCAUAGCCUGCACUGAAUCCAAGCGCCGCUGCGAUAAGGGGCUCCCAUCGUGUACACGGUGCGACGAUCGGGAUGUCGACUGUCACUAUCCUGUCACCAAGCGCCGACGGCCCCGGCCCCACGAAGCCGUCGGACUCUCAGAAGCAGCCGUUUCAUCUGCGGCGGCGGUAGCAUCACCAGACCUCUUCUCUCUUGACUCCGGUCCUCUAUCCAUCGGACUGGGAAGCAACCCGUGGAUCGACUUUGGAAACCUCCCUUCCGACGUGAACACCGCGCAACCCGCCGCCGCACCUGUCAACCCACAAGCAUCCGCCCCUCUGCCGCAACAGGCCCCCAACACCACAACCUCAGACACAGACAGAGAUCCGGUCGUACGAGACAUCGCCCGGAGCAAAUGGUUCCUCGCCCCUUCGACAUGGCGCAUCGACCACUUACCAACGCUCCCACGAAACAUCUACCCGACCUCGGUCCUGACAAACUUCACCCGCGGCCUCCAGACUUGGGUCCACCGCUGGGUCCUGCACGGCCACAACCCCUUCAUUCAUCGUAGCAUGUACGCAGAAGGCAACUACUUCCCCUCAUGUCUCCAAGACGCCUUCACCUCCGCGUCCAUGUACCACCACAAGACACCCCAAAACGAAGCUUUCGUCUACCGAAUCCUCGACGAGAGGGUAACAGCCAUGAUGGCAUCCCAGCCCGUCACGGACGAGACAUCCCUCUCCGUCCCGCUUCUAGAAACACGAGACCACCUCGCAAGAGUCCAGGCCCUCUUCGUCUACACCGUCCUCCGCCUCUUCGACGGCUCCAUAAGCCAACGCGCCGCCGCCGAGGUCCACCUCCCGACCCUGUCCCUCUGGUGCAGACAGCUCUGGGACUCGGCCUCCCUCGACGCCAACGCCCUCUCGGAGAACCUUGUCCCCGUCUCGAAAUACUGCAACGACAUGUCCGCCCAACGAAACAACCCCCGGGACGAGGACGACACCUACGACUCGGACCUCUCAACCUACAACCUCUGGGUCCUCUCGGAAUCCGUCCGCCGCACGUGGCUCAUCGUGACGUGCACCGUCGGUGUCUACGCCACCCUCAAAGGAAGCUGGUCAGAGUGCCCCGGCGGAGCUCUCUUCACCGCCCGCGCAGGCCUCUGGGACGCCCCGUCCGCCCCGCGAUGGGCGUCUCUCUGCAGAGAGCUGGCCGCGGGGAACAAAGACGCGUACGAGCGUUUGACGCGGGAAGAGACUCAGACUGGUGGUGUUGGCGGGACAUGCUGCGAUGGGACCUUCUUCGUUCCGUCGUUCCAUUCCGAGGGCUUGUUUCGCAACGCUGCUGCCGCCGACGUGGACGAGUUUGCGAGGCACCUGUUCACCAUCAUCUGGGGUCUUGACCGAGUUGAGAGUUGGGCUUUGAAGACGGCGUCGGCGGGGGAGGUUUGUCUUACUUACUAG